AACGUUUCACCAGCGGUCAAAGGCCGUUGGCUGCACAACGUCACGCACAUCACUGAUGACAUGUGGGACGAGCUGAGAUGUCGGAAAUUCCACGAGAACCUAACUUUAAAAACAUGGACGAGGCAACAGCUAAACAACUCAUACCCUUGUCCCUGUUAUGAACAAGACAUGAAAGAGGACUACACCUUCAAAAACAAUGAUAGCCUUUGGUCGAACAUUGACCAGUAUACCCAUUGUUACGAGUCGUGGUUCUUCAACCCAUACGACAUCAAACAGCGCUGCUGCUAUCGAUUUGGCGAGCUUCGUAAGGAAUAUCCAUUCGCAAUAGGAGCCGUGUACAUGGAUACCGAUAUUAACGCAAUUCUAGAGGACGGCUUCCGGCAGUGCUGCUCGGCGGUCAACAGUCGGCGCUACUGUCACCUCUACUAUGACGUCAACCCGCCCGACGAUUGCUCCAACUGGUCUCCCGACGAUGAGGAUUGUGGUGUAAACAUUACAACACCUCAUGCUACCAUUACAUUCGGAGAUACCCACUACAAUGAGAACGCGACAGUUUCCUGUGAUAAAGGGUAUAAAGUCAAUGGGACAUCUGGGAACAAUGUUAGUGAGGAAACAAUUACUUGCCACCUUGAUGGCUAUUGGUCAAACCCGAGCGGUUGUGUAAAGAAAGACUGUCGAGACCCGCCUACUUCCGGUCACAGUUCGAGGCAAUGUAAUUCUACAACGUACGAGAGUAAGGCUAUUUUCAAGUGUGACAGUGGAUAUCACACCGAGAACAACACAAGUCUCACCUGUAACAGUUCCGGACAUUGGGACACACCCGCACCCAACUGUACAGAUAUUGACGAGUGUACCGGUCAGAACACGUGCCACCGUAACGCCGAUUGCACAAACAACAUCGGAAGCUACAUGUGUCUUUGCAAGAACGGAUAUGACGACAUGGCCACUUCAAACACGUACGAUUCUAUUGGCCGGGACUGCCAAGACCACAACGAGUGCAACGACCCUAAAGGCACAAACUGCAAGUACAGCCGAAACCAGACUCAAUGGUGCACGAACCUGGAUCCCGGCUACUACUGUAGGUGUAAUCCGGGAUGGAAGGGAACCAACUGUGAAACAAACGUAAAUGAGUGCACUGAAUGGGAAAAGCCGUGCGGCCGCAACGCGAUAUGCCUAGACGGUUAUGGUAACUAUUUCUGCAAAUGUGAUACGGAUUUUCCCAAAGGAAACCCAUUUCUUGGAUGCUUUAAACCGGUCAUGCUGGACUUCGAAAAGACCCCAGUAUCAUGUGCACAUGGUGAUAACGAAAUUUUGGACCCCAUAAAUAUUCCAGGUGGGCGUUUCCCGUACCUCGGACAUUAUUUUGACGUAUUCCGGCCGAAUAUGAAUGGAUUUCUUGCCCUAAACUAUCCGCCAUUGUAUGAGCGAUACGGCGCCGAGAAUUCCACAUUGUGGGAGAAAUACGUGGACAACCACAUUGUUAUUGCUCCUCUGUGGACAAACAUUGACACGCGCAACAUAACGGGCGCCGGACUGUGCGUUCACGUUCUGUCAAACAAGACUGCAGAUGCAAAGGACAUGAAGAAAAUUGAGGACUUACUACAUCAAUACACUAACCGGUCAGACUUCAGCGUAGAUGUUGCCAUAUCAUUGACCUGGAGAAAUGCCACCAUACACUCACCCUACAUGCCUGGAUAUGAGCUUAUUAAACAGCAGAACCUGUCUAUGCAGGCGAUUGUGGUAACGGACGGUCUGUACACGUAUUUGCUCUUGAACUACGAUCAAGAGCAGUUCAGUAUCCAACCCGACAGCUAUACACAAGUGGCCGCCGGAUACACAUAUCCCGGGAACUUUUCUGGCAAGAUACUAGCCGACAGAAAUAACUUUAUGAACCUUAAGAAUGGCUCAAACGUUUCACCAGCGGUCAAAGGCCGUUGGCUGCACAACGUCACGCACAUCACUGAUGACAUGUGGGACGAGCUGAGAUGUCGGAAAUUCCACGAGAACCUAACUUUAAAAACAUGGACGAGGCAACAGCUAAACAACUCAUACCCUUGUCCCUGUUAUGAACAAGACAUGAAAGAGGACUACACCUUCAAAAACAAUGAUAGCCUUUGGUCGAACAUUGACCAGUAUACCCAUUGUUACGAGUCGUGGUUCUUCAACCCAUACGACAUCAAACAGCGCUGCUGCUAUCGAUUUGGCGAACUUCGUAAGGAAUAUCCAUUCGCAAUAGGAGCCGUGUACAUGGAUACCGAUAUUAACGCAAUUCUAGAGGACGGCUUCCGGCAGUGCUGCUCGGCGGUCAACAGUCGGCGCUACUGUCACCUCUACUAUGACGUCAACCCGCCCGACGAUUGCUCCAACUGGUCUCCCGACGAUGAGGAUUGUGGUGUAAACAUUACAACACCUCAUGCUACCAUUACAUUCGGAGAUACCCACUACAAUGAGAACGCGACAGUUUCCUGUGAUAAAGGGUAUAAAGUCAAUGGGACAUCUGGGAACAAUGUUAGUGAGGAAACAAUUACUUGCCACCUUGAUGGCUAUUGGUCAAACCCGAGCGGUUGUGUAAAGAAAGACUGUCGAGACCCGCCUACUUCCGGUCACAGUUCGAGGCAAUGUAAUUCUACAACGUACGAGAGUAAGGCUAUUUUCAAGUGUGACAGUGGAUAUCACACCGGGAACAACACAAGUCUCACCUGUAACAGUUCCGGACAUUGGGACACACCCGCACCCAACUGUACAGAUAUUGACGAGUGUACCGGUCAGAACACGUGCCACCGUAACGCCGAUUGCACAAACAACAUCGGAAGCUACAUGUGUCUUUGCAAGAACGGAUAUGACGACAUGGCCACUUCAAACACGUACGAUUCUAUUGGCCGGGACUGCCAAGACCACAACGAGUGCAACGACCCUAAAGGCACAAACUGCAAGUACAGCCGAAACCAGACUCAAUGGUGCACAAACCUGGAUCCCGGCUACUACUGUAGGUGUAAUCCGGGAUGGAAGGGAACCAACUGUGAAACAAACGUAAAUGAGUGCACUGAAUGGGAAAAGCCGUGCGGCCGCAACGCGAUAUGCCUAGACGGUUAUGGUAACUAUUUCUGCAAAUGUGAUACGGAUUUUCCCAAGGGAAACCCAUUUCUUGGAUGCUUUAAACCGGUCAUGCUGGACUUCGAAAAGACCCCAGUAUCAUGUGCACAUGGUGAUAACGAAAUUUUGGACCCCAUAAAUAUUCCAUAUGGGCGUUUCCCGUACCUCGGACAUUAUUUUGACGUAUUCCGGCCGAAUAUGAAUGGAUUCCUUGCCCUAAACUAUCCGCCAUUGUAUGAGCGAUACGGCGCCGAGAAUUCCACAUUGUGGGAGAAAUACGUGGACAACCACAUUGUUAUUGCUCCUCUAUGGACAAACAUUGACACUCGCAACAUAACGGGCGCCGGACUGUGCGUUCACGUUCUGUCAAACAAGACUGCAGAUGCAAAGGACAUGAAGAAAAUUGAGGACUUACUACAUCAAUACACUAACCGGUCAGACUUCAGCGUAGAUGUUGCCAUAUCAUUGACCUGGAGAAAUGCCACCAUACACUCACCCUACAUGCCUGGAUAUGAGCUUAUUAAACAGCAGAACCUGUCAAUGCAGGCGAUUGUGGUAACGGACGGUCUGUACACGUACUUGCUCUUUAACUACGAUCAAGAGCAAUUCAGUAUCCAACCCGACAGCUAUACACAAGUGGCCGCCGGAUACACAUAUCCCGGGAACUUUUCUGGCAAGAUACUAGCAGACAGAAAUAACUUCAUGAACCUUAAGAAUGGCUCAAACCGGUCAAAGGCCGUUGGGUACACAACGUCACGCACAUCACUGAUGACAUGUGGGACGAACUGA
Mya arenaria is the source of this 3882-nucleotide messenger RNA. RefSeq lists its product as uncharacterized. The transcript has 24 exons. Gene Ontology annotation, molecular function: calcium ion binding. The record is from RefSeq and is a predicted model, not a curated record. Gene Ontology annotation, biological process: cell-matrix adhesion. The coding region runs from base 61 to 3882 and encodes 1273 amino acids. Lineage: Eukaryota; Metazoa; Mollusca; Bivalvia; Myida; Myidae.